Molecule: messenger RNA, 7370 nt
Organism: Betta splendens (Siamese fighting fish)
Lineage: Eukaryota; Metazoa; Chordata; Actinopteri; Anabantiformes; Osphronemidae
Gene: kcna10a
Product: potassium voltage-gated channel, shaker-related subfamily, member 10a
Exons: 2
Coding region: 4030-5766 (578 amino acids)
Biological process (GO): protein homooligomerization; potassium ion transmembrane transport
Cellular component (GO): voltage-gated potassium channel complex; membrane
Molecular function (GO): delayed rectifier potassium channel activity; protein binding
Source: RefSeq, a predicted model, not a curated record
AAACGUAAAUAUUUCACAUGCGGCUCGCUGAGGCCUGUUGAAAGCACCGCUCAUGUCCAUUACAGAGGGUACAUUGGAAUCAACUAUCGACCUCUACCUCUUCCAAGGUUUUGUUUCUUGCCUCUCCCCUUAAUUGAACCCUCUGCUCUCUGCUGUUUACUGCCAAGGCAAAGUGGUCUAUUUUUAAAGCCGGUGAGGAGGAAGCCGAGGCACAGCACGAAACGCUGCGACUCCCGGUUCAACGCAGAGUGGGACCGAGCACAAACGUUUUUCUGUAUCGGUGCCGCGGAGGGAGCGUGUAGAUCAGAUCCAACGCUUCCGCUUGAAAUGCGGCAGCUGGAAGUGUUUGUGCGCCUCCCGCGUUGUCGUCCUCUCGCUCUCUUUUUAUCCCUGCUGUUUGAGCUGGUUCUCACGUUCCCUCUGUUCACAUUUCAUUUCCCAAACGUAUCGUCUCGUGUUCUCCCUCCAUCUCUGCCUCUCUCGCAGCUCCGAGCAUUAAGGCGAAGCGCUGGGUGAUCUGAUUGGGCUCCCAGACAUUUAUUAGCGCUAAUAUGAUGCUCUCAGUUGACUCGGUGCUGGUCUAUCAGCUCAGCAGACGUCCUGAUAUCUUUGUUUACUACGCGCUUUAGAUUCCCGUAUUCCACACAUAUGUGAGUGUCUGUCCUAUGCUCUUUCUGAUGGACUCCUGCAUUUUAAAGCCAUAUGUCAGGCAGCAGGCAGUAGACCAAGUGAAUGGCUCCCAUGCUGUAAACACUUGCUCAGAGCAGUGUCCGCUGAUUUAUAGCCUAAUAUAGAGCCAAGUUAAUGGCCUGUCAACUCCAAGCUUCUUUAUAGCACCAGCUCCACGCGGGGGGAAACCCAUGUAUGUGCUGAGUGAACAUCUACUACAUCCACUGUAUAAGUAUCCAUGUGAAGGAGGCAAAGCAUCCGCAUCCCUCCGGCCCCAUCAGGUCUGAGACGCUCCCUGUGUUUCCCCCUCUGAUAAUGUGAUGAGAUGAAGGAGGGAUUAGAGGAAGACUCGAGGAGGAUUUCAGAAAAAUACAAACUGCUGUGCAAAGAUAUUGUCAGAAGCUUGACGUGAUGAUGGGAAGGUGCAUAUGUAACACAAGGAUGGAGCCAUAAAGCAGGUGCACGUGGGAAUCAGCUCCAGUCCAUCAACAUGUGCAAUGAACUGUACUGAUUUAUGGGUCUGGCCCGCGCGCUGUUAGCUGCUGUCCAUCACGAUGCUUUAGCUACUGCAACAUUUACUGGUGUCUUGGAUGAAUUCUUUUUCCAUGCGUUCUACAACCACGCUCUGUAUUUCAUCUCACGUCUGUAGGUGACUCAUAGGCUGUCGGCCCGUUCAUAAGCUACACUAGAUUUAAGAGGCAGCACCAACACAAGAAGAUUACUGCGAUAAAUAUGUGGAGCCGUACGGUGUCUUCAUAUCACUACGCCUGCUUUCUGCAUCGCAGCUAGCAACAAACAAGCAAAGCACCGAGGGAGGCGUUCACAUUCAAUUCCCCUCAGUGUUUAUGCAUUACACUGGGGUUGAGACCUUGCAGAAAGAUGUGGACAACACACAUACAGAACUUUGAAUUUUCAUUGAGUCCAAGUUUAUUUUACUUAGUGACAGGAUUCAGAUUUGACAAAUGAAAAGCGGCCUUCAUGAUGUUCACUAUGCAAAGUUGGCAAAGUUGGUGGCAGGUGAAGCUGCCACCUAGUGUCCGGAUGAACAUAUAACCAUGUCUGUACACGGUCAUGCAUGAAGUUGGACUGAGUCAGGCUAAUGAGCCUGGAUAUGAUGGAGUCGUAGCAGUGACGCCCUCUUCCUCUCCUCCUCUGCCUCCACCCGCUCAUCGCUCAAAGAUAUAAUACAGGGGGCUUAAAAUAUCCCACCUGCAUGUAUAAUUCAUGAACUCAUUCAUCUUCGUCUGCUUCUCCUACUGUGAGUCUAUGUGCUCUUUAAAGUAUCUCACAGGUUCCAGUUUUAUGAAUGAUAUUGCGUUUUUUAUUCAGUUAUGUAGGACACGCUUUUGCAGAUGCGGUCACAUUCCUCAGUCGACACACACUGUACGAACACACACACACACACAAACAUCCACACAUGCACUAAUUGGCCCUUUGUGUUGGUUGUUCAUCCCUCUUACCGCAUAAUGAUGAAGAACGCAUCAGAAGUGGAUGGCAUAAUGGGCUGGCAUUCAGAGAGCAUUAGCAGGUAAUGGUUACUUAGCGUCAGCUGUUGCGUCUCAAAUCUAAAGCUUCAUUUCUUAUUCAUCCGUCUGUCUGGUCUCCAGUGUUUCCAAACCCAAAAGAGCAGAGCAGACUUAUGCACUGGUCUAAUGACAUACUUUAAUAAAUCAGAAACCUCAGCGAUGUGUUUGUGAUGUGUCACCACCAUCUGGUUUUCACAUAUCACUAGUCUCCAGCUUCUGGCCUCACUUAACAGGAAGCAUUGUGUAUAAUGUACAUUUCUUCUGUAAUUCAGAUGAGUUGCCAGAAAAAACAAUGGAAAACAAUUUAAUGGAUUGGCAUAAAUUCACACUAUUCCCCAGCACUUUGUCCUUUGUAGUCGCCUUCCACUGCUCUCUGGUUUAUUUGUGUGUAACUCUAAUGGGAAAGCAGAAGACAAACAGAACGCUGGCAGUGACAGCUUGGGGAGAAACAGGAAAAACAGAGACGUGUGAGUGAGCGAGGGGAAGGGAAAUGGAUCGAGCCUUGUGAGACACACAGACCAGGCUGCAGAAAGGAGACGGCGCUGCUCAUAAAUAUGGAUGGAGAUGAUCUAAACAUACAUAAACAGAACCAUCCAGAGUUGUGUAACUGUCCUGAAAAGCGAAAUGUCAAAGGGAAGCGCUUGUAAAGGCUCAUUCUAACAUUCUCUAACACUAGAAUCCAUGUAGUCACACAGACACAAAGUUCAAUGUAUGCAAAAACCUACAUGACGUCUGGUAACAAGGAAUAUGUGCCAAAGUGCAGUACCAUCUUACGCCAGCAGGGGGAGACAUAUACACACUGUCAAGCGCUGCGCAGGUGACUCUAAACUGAUCCCCGAUCAGAGGUCAGGUAGCGGCAGCUCACGGGAGACAUCGCCUCUGAACACACGAGGGGAUUUAUUUGUGCAAAAACCAAAAAAGUGAUUCCUUUGUGAAGUCCAGCGCUCUAGUAAAUCUAGUUUGUACUCAACAAGUGUGGAAAUCCACCGUCGCGUCUGUGAAGACAGAGGAUGCGUUACGCGUUCAGUGGCGGCAGAGGGAGCAGUUCAGGGACUCACGCGGCUCCGGUCGUGUGAUCGGAGGCUGAACAGUCUGGGGUGUGUCCGUCUGUGAGCUGCACACAGGGGCGUUGACCGGACGGGUAGAAGCUCCAACAUCAGUCUACGAGCUAACGUGAUUUCCAGCCAAUUAAUGUAGCCUCGGUCUAAUUUAGCUGAAUGCAGGGCCGGUUGUGGUGACAGCAGCGCACUUUGCACUGGUGAGAAAUAAAAGAUGAAAGAAUCAUCACUGGCGCUGGUCAAGAGAGCAUAAAACAGCAGGCAGAGGUUAGGAAGCAACCUUUUAUUAAUCUGCUUAGUCUGCCCCCCUCUCUCCCCCCUCUCUCCCCCCCUCUCUCUCUCCCUGUCUUCCUCUCUCCUCCCCUCCAAAUGAAGUCACACGGCUUUGUUUAGAGGACGAAGAAAACAGGGAUUUUGUGAGCGGGGAAUUGGCCAAAUUAAACGUAAUCAUGCUGUCGUUAUAUCACCGUCACAUCUGGCCCCCCGGUGACCUCCGCGGUGCCUGCUGUCGGUGCGCUCAUCCCGGCGUCGCCAGACAGCGCGCCGCGGCCAGCGAACGCACAGCCACAGCGCAGUAACCAUGGCUCCGGCUCGGUGCGCAGCGCCAAACUUUGACCAGCAGCGCAAGUUGGAGGCGUGAGGGCGCAGAAGGUGCUGGAGGGACACAGAAUACAGAGGGCUCCGGUUCUGUGCUGCCGCCUCUGGUCCCGUCGGUCCGGCUCUGGUUGUGGGAUUCACCGUGGGACCCGAGGCUCUGCACUGGCUGAAGCCCAGCCAUGGAGGUGGCCCUGGUAGACUUUGAGAGCCUGGAUGAAGUCGACGGCAGCCUGGAGGAUGAGGCGGACGAGACCACGGCUCUCACAGUGGAGCCCCCCGAGCAGCACAGUCACGGCAGCCGCUUCCCCCUGCCGGCCCCCCCGCGCCCCCCCACGCCCUGCACCUGCAGCCCUGGUUGGGACCCCGCCUCGUGCUCCCCCGCUGCUCCCCCGCUGAUCCUGGCGCUGCCCCAGUCCCAGAGCCCGUGCGGACAGGGGCCCAGCAGCUGUGCCAGCAUGAUCUCCAACUGGAAGCUGCUCCUGAGCAGCGAGGGCACGAAGGAGAGCGAGACCAUCUUCAGCCGACUCGCUAAGGAGUGCUGUGAGGAUCUGUUCGUGGACAGACGAGGGCUGGACGACGGAGACCAGAAAGUCAUCAUCAACAUCGCCGGCCUUCGCUUCGAGACGCAGCUGAAAACGCUGGACCAGUUUCCCGAGACGCUGCUCGGAGACCCCUCGAAGAGGAUGGACUACUUUGAUCCAAUGAGGAACGAGUACUUCUUCGAUCGGAACCGGCCCAGCUUCGAUGGGAUUCUUUAUUACUACCAGUCGGGCGGUAAAAUCAGACGGCCGGCCAACGUUCCAAUCGACGUGUUUGCGGAUGAAAUUGUGUUCUACGAGCUCGGCAACGAGGCCAUGGAGCAGUUCAGAGAGGACGAGGGCUUCAUAAAGGACGUAGAAAUCCCUCUGCCCAACAACGAUGUGUGCCGCCAGUUCUGGCUGCUCUUCGAGUACCCGGAGAGCUCCAACGCGGCUCGGGGCGUGGCGCUGGUGUCCGUGUUCGUCAUCGUCAUCUCCAUCAUCAUCUUCUGCAUGGAAACGCUCCCGGAGUUCCGAGACGACACGGACCCCAUCGUGCCCACCGUGGUGCAGCCGUUCAACCUGUCUAAAAUGUUCGCCUCCGCGGCCUCGCCGCGCACCAAGGCCACCACCUUCUCCGAUCCCUUCUUCAUCAUCGAGACCGCGUGCAUCGCGUGGUUCUUCUUCGAGCUCUGCGUGCGCUUCCUCGUGUGUCCGAGCAAACGGGAGUUUUUCCACAACCUCAUGAACAUCAUCGACAUCAUAUCCAUCAUCCCUUAUUUUGUGACGGUGAUUACGGAGCUGAUCACGACGCCGCAGGAGAGUUCCGGGCAGAACAUGUCUUUAGCCAUCCUGCGCAUCAUCCGCCUGGUCCGGGUGUUCCGCAUCUUCAAGCUCUCGCGUCACUCCAAGGGACUGCAGAUCCUGGGGCAGACGCUGAAGGCCAGCAUGCGCGAGCUGGGCCUGCUCAUCUUCUUCCUCUUCAUCGGAGUCAUCCUCUUCUCCAGCGCAAUCUACUUCGCCGAGGUGGACGAGCCCAACACGCAGUUCGUCAGCAUCCCGGACGGCUUCUGGUGGGCUGUGGUCACCAUGACAACCGUGGGCUACGGGGACAUGUGCCCCAUCACCGUGGGGGGCAAAAUGGUGGGCACCCUGUGCGCCAUCGCCGGCGUGCUGACCAUCGCUUUGCCCGUUCCCGUCAUAGUUUCCAACUUCAACUACUUCUAUCACCGAGAGACGGAGGCAGAGGACAAGUUGCCUUUGGCAGAUGCCGUUGAGCAAGCCAUGAAGGCUGAGACGGGCCCCAAACACGGCAGCAACACGUCCCUCAACAAAGCCAAUGGCCUCUGGCAGAGUGACUCUGUGCUACAAAGCAGGAAGGAAAACCAGGACAAAUAAGAUGUUUGAUACAGUAAUGAUACAGGCGGGACCACACUUACCUCAAGACAAGCAGAAAACAUCACUCCGCUCAUGUUCAGGACUGUACAUCAACAUGUUUCAAACUUAUGUUACUCUUCUUUUAUCAUCAUAAUUCAGUUUGUUCAAAAUGUGUCUUUUUGUUUUACUUUGGUCUCAUUUUUAUUGUCUUGGUCAUUAAUUCCAGUGUUAAUAACAUGCUGCACACAAACUUGAUGGUUUGGAUUUGAGACAAAAGUGUGAUGAGGCCUUUAAAAGUGGCCACUGGGCGGCUUUAAAGUCAAAUCGUGCUUUUGGGAAAUAUCUUUUAGCUCAAAUGCAAAAUUUCCGGUUGAACGAACUGGCUUUCAUUUUGGAGUAAUGGCUUUCGUGUCUCGUCCUCAAGGCUGCUGUUUGAGGCAUAUGCUGCAGGAGAUCCUGCUGCCAUCUGCAGAUGAAGCGUGUGAAACGGUGACUCACUGGAAUAAUGGCCAAUCCUGCACAAAUAAGACCACGGCAACGACAACAAAAGGACACAACACAGCUGUUCUGUAAACGUCUUAAUGUGCGACUCGUGUAUAGUUUCCAGAUAAUAUUCCUGUUGUAUUUGUCCGUUUAUUUACAAACGUAUCAAUAUUCAACUUAUUUAUUCAUAAGUAGCUCCACUGUUACUAACAGACAAACUCACACCACAGUAUGUGUUAACAUAGAGUGCCUUAAGUUAUGUACCACUGGAAUACUGUUGAUUUUGCCAUAUAUAUAUAUUAUUACUGCUGUAAAACUUACUGUAUGUUUAUUAUUAUGCAUAUAAGCUCAGUAUUUCUGAUCUGUCUCUGCUGUAGCACUUGUGACAUGUAUUUUCCAAAAUGCUGUGUAACAAAGACUGACCUACAGCACAUCGUACUGGUGGAUGACUUAUUGAGCAAGGAGCUGUUGAACAACAUGACGAGACAAAAAAGGAGGAGGAAGCCAAAGAUAACUGCUGAAAAUGGAAAUGAAGGGAAGGUGUUACAGGGCCGGCGGAGAUUAGCCCAAAAUGUCCCAUGACCCAUGGUGCAUUGUAAAGUUGUGUGGAAGUGUUUUAUCAAUAUUUCUUUUGUACAAUGUUUUCCUAUGAAGAAACUCCUGGAAAGUAACUUAUGUAUUAAUUUAAACCAGGAAUACAAUAUCUAAAUAUUAUCAAAGUUGAUACACUGUACGCUUGUGUAAUGUUUGACUUUCUGUGUGUGUGUGUGUGUUACAUGUCUGCCUUUAGUUGUGAUGGUUAGGGUUAGGGGCUAGUAAAGGCAUUAUGUCAAUGGAGGUCCUUACUUUGACGUAAGUACUGUACAAGGAUGUGUGUGUGUGUGUGUGUGUGUGUGUGUGUGUGUGUGUGUGUGUGUGUGUGUGUGUGUGUGUGUGUGUGUGUGUGUGAAGGCAGUGAUGAUGAUUAUGUUGACUGGUAUGUUGCUAUGAUAUCAGCAUAAUCAGUCAUCAGCUUGAACUGAUAACCUGUCUCAUGGUUACAGCAGGUCAAACUUUAUUACAGCAAAAAGACCAUUACACUGUAUUUGUACUUCUCUGUUACUGUUAUGUAGAUGCAAUAUAAUUUGGGAUUUUGGAUCACA